AUGCCCCAGUUUCGAGAAUUUGAUGACGCCGUAUGUUGUCCAGUAAAGCUGCGAUAUGUUAGUAGACGUUUCUGUCAUGAGAGACCUUUUUCAAUAAAUGUAAUAUGGAGUUUCACUGGGAAGUCGUUAAGAAGAUUUGAUAGUUUUGAUGGACUCACUCAACAACAGAUAAUUACCAGAGUGGAAUGGUUUGUGACAGAGAUGAAAAAUUAUGACGUGUUACCAAAAAACGCCUCCAUUGAUUGCAAGAGCAUUGCACUUCAGAAGCCAGAGCAUGUACUGAAUUUAUUGUUGAAGCUGGUGUCACAUGAUCUCCUCUUCACUUGGGAACGUUCAAGUCAACUGAUGCACCUUGAUGACAAAGUUGUUUGCUCUGUUCCUUUUAAGUGGACUCCUGAAAUUCAACCUUCAGUGAAGCAACAGCCUAAGUUGAGGUCAGUUUCUUCCCUUCUUGAUAGUUUAGAUGCACUGACAAACAGAACGGAACAGCCAAGUUUAGAAGAACAUUCAUCUCAAGACUCAGCUGUGUGGAAAGCCUUCCCAGGCCAUGAGGUCGCUCUAGGUUACAAGAAAGACAUCUUGAAAGGAAGACGAACAAAUGAUCCAAAUCCUGAGCAAUGUGCCCUGCAAAUGGUUAAUGCACUUUUAAAGGAGGCCUCUAAAGACACCAUAUCAGAAAUAUCAAGGCUGGAAGAUUUGGUGCACACUAAUGUCAUCUGCUCUCUGGUUAACUACUUUCUUCCACAUACAUUUGCCAUACAAAUUAUUCUGGAUGACAGAUGGGCUGUGAAUGUCGCCCUGAAGACCCUUGAGAAGCUACUGUUUAUAACAUCAUCUUUCUCUUGUGACGACCUAACCAAAGGCGACCUCCAGGCUGUGUGCGCCUACGUGUGUUUUAUCUGCAUGGCUGGUUUCAAGUACAAGCAAAGCAGGAGUGUUGUUAAUUAUAAUAAACAACUAAGUUUCAGAACUGAACUUGCAAUGUCUCGACUUAAGAUAUUUUCAUCAGAGAAUCUGGAACUGAACCAAUUUGCCGAGAAAAAUGAUUUGCAGCAGAAGGUGAUAGAAAUGAAAAAUGCUAAUAUACGGAAAUUGAUACAUUUACCUCUACUGGAAUCUGCUGAAGUUAAUCCAGAACAUUAUCAAGACUAUGAGGAUACUGUAUUGUUAUUACUGGAGAAUGGAGCAUCUCUCAAUAAAAGGGAUAGAAAUAACCACAAAGCAUUAUACUAUGCCAUGCGUGGACAACACAGAGAUAUUUGUCAGCUUUUGAUUGAAUGGGGAGGUCGUGUCUGGGACCAAAGUAGUGGACAGCUUUCUCCUUCUACUUCAAAACACAAUCUUAAAGAGUUCUGCAAAGAAUACAGUGAACGGUGGAAAACUGCUGUAUCUAGAAUCCUUAAAGGAGAUACUGGACUAUUAAAGAGGAUUGUAGAAGAUCAGGAAACUGGGAAGAGUACUAUGGCCAGCUUGAGAAGCAGAUGUAUUGAUGGAAGCACCUUGUUACAUGUUGCAGCCUACUUCGGGGAAGAAGAAUGUGUGGAGACUCUUUUGAAAUUACAUAUCGAUACAGAUGUAGUAGACUAUAAAGGAGCAACACCACUUCAACGAUCAAGAGAUGCAAAGACUAUGCAGAUGUUACGGAAUUAUGGUGCUGAUGUAAAUUGGAAAGAUGACGAUGGCAAUACAGCUCUGCAUAUGGUGUGCUAUGGAGAACCAGGACAGCCAACAAGGAUGGAUUCUUUACAGUUUUUGCUUUCUCACAAAGCAUCCACUAGAAAGUACAACAAGAAAGGACUUCUACCAAUCCAUUGUGCAGCUAUACAGGGACGGACAGAUAUUCUUCAGGCAUUAACAGAAUUUGCACCUAAAGAGAGAGAGCAUAUUACUGAACAUCUGACCAAAAGAGACAUUCCUAGUCUGCCUUACCUUGCUCUAACUAAUGGCCACCUGGAGAGUGCCAAAUGCCCAUUGCAUUUAGCAGCUUGCCACGUUGAAAAUUAUGAAAUUUUGGCAUUGCUGCUGUCGUGCAGUGCUGAAGUCAAUGCACUAAAUAAGGACUUGAUCACUCCGCUGUUUAAUGCCACCAAUUCAUCAAACUUUCAUGGAGCAAAACUGUUGAUUGACUAUGGAGCAAACUUAGAGUAUCAAGAUGAAAGAGGGCUCACUGCCUUUGACCACAUCAAGAACAUUGAUGACUGGAUUGCAUGUGGACUUUUCGGCAGUGAUAUAAAUGAAUUACUGCGAGCUUAUGAUCUACGUCAGUCCAUUCAACUUGUGAGACAAGUUGCUGACCGCAUGAAGACCAUGGAGGCAAUUUAA
This is a messenger RNA of Bufo bufo (common toad), 2322 nucleotides long. RefSeq names its product ankyrin-3-like. The record is from RefSeq and is a predicted model, not a curated record. Lineage: Eukaryota; Metazoa; Chordata; Amphibia; Anura; Bufonidae. The coding region runs from base 1 to 2322 and encodes 773 amino acids. Gene Ontology annotation, molecular function: protein binding. The transcript is spliced from 20 exons.